GAGUUACAUGUAUGUUCUACAUGUGAUAUUUGGUUUCUCUUCAGGUAUUACCCAAUCCUGGUGAACUUCACAUCACUCAGAAACAGGCCCAACUGUCACCUCAACAAAGUCAAGUAGUUUCCAUUUCAGUUGUGACGCGUGGCAAGUGGCAAGCUGCCAUCAAGCCCCAGUUGUAUUGUGCAGGCACGUCUAACCCUCGGAAGACGGGGAACAACAGACGAUAAACCAGACAGUGAGUGUGAGUGAGUUGUAGAGGACAGAGUCUCACAUUAACAUUGUCACUGCAAAAGGACCGACAACUUCAAGGCACGAGUUUUCCAAGCAAAAGAUGGAUGCAAUUAACCAACGGCGGGCAAAGCGUAUCUGUAUUAUGUAUUCUGCAAACUUCAGCCCAGUGUUGUGUGCCUGGUUCCUGAUGUUACUAUCAAACACUGCAACGUCUCAAACAACUGACAUUAAUAAUAUCACUCUGGCAUCUUUAGCACCAAACAGUACUGUGACAUCUCAAACACUUAACUCCACUGUAACAUCUGCAACACCAAUAAUCAAUGUGACAUCUCAAACACUUAACUCCACUGUAACAUCUGCAACACCAAUAAUCAAUGUGACAUCUCAAACACUUAACUCCACUGUAACAUCUGCAACACCAAUAAUCAAUGUGACAUCUCAAACACUUAACUCCACUGUAACAUCUGCAACACCAAUAAUCAAUGUGACAUCUCAAACACUUAACUCCACUGUAACAUCUGCAACACCAAUAAUCAAUGUGACAUCUCAAACACUUAACUCCACUGUAACAUCUGCAACACCAAACACUUCAGUAGUAACAACUCCAACACCAAUAAUCAAUGUGACAAACACUGCAACAUCUGCAACACCAAACACUACAGUAACAACUCCAACACCAAUAAUCAAUGUGACAUCUCAAACACUUAACUCCACUGUAACAUCUGCAACACCAAACACUACAGUAACAACUCCAACACCAAUAAUCAAUGUGACAUCUCAAACACUUAACUCCACUGUAACAUCUGCAACACCAAACACUACAGUAGUAACAACUCCAACACCAAUAAUCAAUGUGACAUCUCAAACACUUAACUCCACUGUAACAUCUGCAACACCAAACACUUCAGUAACAGUAGAAACAACUCCAACACCAACCGGAACCACUGCCACAUCUCAAACACUCAACACCACAGUGAAUGUAACAUCUACGACACCAAGCACAACUGUGGCAAUAAUAGAUCUAGACCUGUCCAACGGCAGCCUAACGUCCAUUCCUCCAGACCUUUUCAAGAACCAAAGCCAUCUUCAGCAAGUUGACUUGAGCAACAACCAGAUUUCUUACCUAACUGGGAGCAUUUUUGCAGCCUUAGUCAAUCUGGAGAAACUCAUUCUCAGUAACAAUGCUAUAAAAACCAUCACAGUCGAAGUUUUCAGGAACCUUACAAAUCUUAUUUUCCUGGACUUGUCCCAAAACGCUAUCAGAGAUCUCCUGGACAAUCUGUUUGUGGACAACAUAAACCUACAGGUCCUUAACUUGGCUGGCAACAACAUUUCUGAAGUUAGGAGAGAUACUUUUGUAGGUCUGAGGUCCCUCAAGCAGUUGUUCCUCAAUGCCUCUGGUCUGUCCAGCAUACACUCAUCCAGCUUCACACCCCUGGUGGAACUUAAAGAGCUUUACCUGCAGGAGAAUAACAUUUCCUUCCAAAUCCAAGCAGUCUCCAGAAUUCGAAGAUCAUUCACAGCAAACAUUUUCAGAAAUCUGCGAAACCUCAGACUUCUAGAUCUGUCUAAAAACUCUAUCACCUUCCUGCCAGAUAACAUGUUUGUGGACCUGAUAAAGCUAGAGGUCCUCCGCUUGGAUGGUAACAACUUCCCAACCAUUAGGGCAAACACAUUCACUGGUCUGAGGUCCCUUCAGAAACUGUUCUUGAAUGAUACUGGGCUGUCAACCAUCCAUCCAUCAAGCUUUCUUUCCACAGAGAAGCUUAAAGAGCUGUACUUACAGGACAAUGACAUGAAAUUUCUGCCCUGGGAUGCUUUGCAAGAACUGAACUUGACAGUGCUAAACUUGGGGAACAACAUUGGGUCAGUGGAGUACAGUUGUGAUCGGCUGCCAAACUGUGCAAUCAACAACCCAGACACUCCAUUUUCAUGUUGUAAUGACACAAUGACCUGCGGAGUAGAUUCUUCGAUUGGCCUUUGUAUGGUCAAAGCUACAGUCACAACCCCAUUGCCAAUUGGGAAUAUCGUUAUUAUAAUACUCAUGGCAAUACUCCUGACAUUGUUCAUUAUCAUUACAAUACUGUACUGCAAUCGGAAGUAUCUACAAGUGUGGCUGUAUAUGAAGUGUGGAUGGCGUUUUGAUCCGAAAGAUGAUGGCGAUGACAAAACGUAUGAUGCCUUCAUCUCCUAUAGCAGCAGGGAUGAACUUAUCGUGAUACGGGAGCUCGCACCUGGACUGGAGGAGCGUGGAUUCAAACUCUGCCUGCACUACCGCGACUUCCCAGUAGGGGCGUGCAUCGCAACAACCAUCAUAGAGACAGUGGAGGCCAGCAGGCGGACUGUCAUCCUCCUCUCGCAGAAUUUCGUGGACAGCGAGUGGUGCGCUCUGGAGUUCAAGGCCGCACAUCGACAAGUGCUGGAGGACCGACGGAACAGGAUCGUGGUGAUUGUCCUGGAUGACCUUGAGCUCCAGAACGUGGAUAAAGACCUGAAGUUUUACCUGAAGACAAACACGUACCUGAAGUGGGGAGAUCCCUGGUUCUGGAGCAAACUGUGCUACGCCUUACCCAGGGUGGGGAGGGGGGCACCAGAUUUUCAUGACCUCAUGUCUGACGAGGCCAGAACUCCAGAUGUGAAUAUAGUCGAACCUGUCCAGGCGACCACCUCUUCAACCCAACCAACUGGCCAUCGCGGCCGUACUUUCUCGGUCCCCAAAAUUUAACCCUGGCCAUUGAGUGAGCAUUAAGUGACCACCCAGAGCAACCACCUGGUCAACAUGACCGCGACUGCCACCAGUUGGGUCCGCCCAUGGCCCGGUCCCUACCGAUGGUAACCGGUUCAUAGGGCCAUAUAAUUCUGUACAUUUUUCAAUCAGUGGCGACAUUGAUUCUCAAACGGACCAAUUUGUCUUGCAUCUUUCGACUGCCGCACGAUAUUUUUGUCUAAGGACAAAGAUGGCCGCCACUCGGUCAUUUGGGGUCAAUGGAUAUGGGUGGGAAUUUCAGUGUGCUGUAAUUUUUCUCAGCUAGGCUUUAUGCCCAUUUGUUAUCACUAAAAUAAUUCACUGUGUGUGUGUGAUUAUUAUAGUGGGUUUUUGGAACAAUUAAAGUCACUGCACUACAGUUUGUAUCAUCCGUGGGUUGUCUAUACUGCACUUUAUGUCC
Branchiostoma belcheri (Belcher's lancelet) is the source of this 3395-nucleotide messenger RNA. RefSeq names its product protein toll-like. Gene Ontology annotation, molecular function: protein binding; transmembrane signaling receptor activity. The record is from RefSeq and is a predicted model, not a curated record. NCBI's taxonomy places the organism in Eukaryota, Metazoa, Chordata, Leptocardii, Amphioxiformes, Branchiostomatidae. The coding region runs from base 329 to 2953 and encodes 874 amino acids. Gene Ontology annotation, cellular component: membrane. Gene Ontology annotation, biological process: toll-like receptor signaling pathway; immune response. The transcript has 2 exons.